Molecule: messenger RNA, 2080 nt
Organism: Anopheles aquasalis
Lineage: Eukaryota; Metazoa; Arthropoda; Insecta; Diptera; Culicidae
Product: very long-chain specific acyl-CoA dehydrogenase, mitochondrial-like
Molecular function (GO): fatty-acyl-CoA binding; flavin adenine dinucleotide binding; very-long-chain fatty acyl-CoA dehydrogenase activity
Source: RefSeq, a predicted model, not a curated record
AAACGACCCACUUGCGAAGUGCGUGGUUCAUUGUUAAGUGUAGAGAUCCGGAUCGGUAGUGUUUUUGGUAAAGCUACGUUGGCAGAAUCAUGCAUCGGUUACACAGUGCUAUUCUGAAGGGUACCUUUGGCCAUUCCUUGCGCAAUAAUGUGGGAUUAGUGUCGUCGAUUAGCGAGAGAUGCCUGUCUGCGGCGGCCCAAUCGAAGCCAAGGGAAAAGGCACCACCGGCACCCACGGUCAACACUUCGUACAUGGCGAACUUGUUCCGUGGCGAGAUCGAACCGCUCCAGGUGUUCCCGUUUCCGGAUGCGUUGAAGCAGGAGCAGAAGGAGCUAGUGAGCUCGUUAGUCGAUCCGGUCUCACGAUUUCUGCAAGAUUUCGAUCCAGUGACGGCAGAAAAGAACGGAGGACCAGAUGAGGCCACAUGGAAGAGCAUGUGGGAGAUGGGUAUGUUGGGCAUCCAGGGGCCAGAGGAGUACGGUGGACUGGCCCUACCAAACACAGGCUAUGCUCGCAUGGGUGAGCUGAUCGGUGCCGUCGAUCUCGGCCUCGCGGUAGUGAUCGGCGCCCACCAGAGCAUCGGCUGGAAGGGUGUGCUGCUGUACGGUACGGAGGAGCAGAAGAAGAAGUAUCUGCCCCCGGUGGUGUCGGGUGGCACGCUUGCCGCGUUUUGCUUGACGGAACCGAGUUCCGGAUCGGAUGCCGGUUCAAUUCGUAGCAGAGCAGUGAAAUCGGCCGACGGUACGCAUUACGUGCUGAACGGGUCCAAGAUCUGGAUUAGUGGUGGUGGUCUGGCCGACGUACUCACGGUGUUCGCACAGACCGAGGUGACGGAUCCCAAGACGGGCCAAAAGAAGGACAAAGUGACGGCGUUUAUCGUCGAGCGAGGGUUUGGCGGAGUGACCAAUGGUCCACCGGAGAACAAGAUGGGCAUCAAGUGCUCCAACACGGCCGAAGUGUAUUUUGAUGAUGUAAAGAUUCCCGUGGAGAACGUGCUGGGAAAGGAAGGUGAUGGCUUCAAGGUUGCGAUGAACAUCCUGAACAAUGGACGCUUCGGCAUGUCGGGCACGUUGGCCGGUACGAUGGCACACUGUAUCCAGAAGGCGACAGAACAUGCUACCAGCCGCGUACAGUUCGGUCAGAAGAUAGCCAACUUUGGCAACGUACAGGAGAAGUUGGCUCGUAUGGCGAUGCGCCAGUACGUGAGCCAGUCGAUGGGAUACAUGAUCGCGAACAAUAUGGAUGCCGGCCACAAGGAUUACCAUCUGGAAGCGGCCAUCUCGAAGGUGUUUGCCUCGGAAGCGGCUUGGUACGUGUGCGAUGAGGCGAUCCAGAUUCUCGGUGGGAACGGUUUUAUGUCCUCCAGUGGUUUGGAGAAGUUCCUGCGUGACAUCCGCAUCUAUCGGAUAUUCGAAGGAGCAAACGAUAUCCUACGGUUGUUCGUUACGCUGACCGGUAUCCAGUACGCGGGAUCACACCUGAAGGAGCUGCAGCGUGCGUUCAAGAACCCGACCGCCAACCUGGGAUUGAUCUUCAAGGAGGGGUCACGUCGGGCCGUUCGUAGCAUCGGAUACGGUGGUACCGAUCUGAGUUCGUUCGUCGCCGAACCACUGAAGGAAUCGUCUGCACUGUGUGCUGAUAGUAUCGAUCGGUUCUCGAGAAGCAUCGAAGCGCUGUUAAUCAAACACGGAAAGGGUAUUGUGGAUCAGCAGUACCUGCUUAUCCGGCUGGCUGAUUCGGCGAUUGACAUCUACGCCAUGUCGUGUGUACUAUCACGAGCGACGAAAGCGCUGCAGGAUAAGGUCCCUUCUGCCGAACAUGAGGUGCUGAUGACAAAGGCAUGGUGUAUUGAGGCUAAUGCACGUGUUCGAAACAACAUCCGUCAGGUGCAUAAUGGGGUCUUUUUGAAGAACCAUGAAACGAUGAGCGCCAUCGCGAAGAACGUGUGUGAGCAGCAGGGAGUGGUGCAAUCGAAUCCGGUCGGUUUCACCUGAGCGAGCUUAGGCUAAGAAGGAUGCAGAAUGAGUUUCGAAAAUGUGAUAAAAACUGCCUAAAUUAAUAAACCCACAUUAUAUCAUCA